AUGUCGACUCACAAAGCCCUGGUGCUUCACGCCCGGGACAAGCCACUCGUCCUUGAAACCGUCCCCCGCCCCGUUGCGACAACCGGAGACGCAAUCGUUCGCAUCCUAGCUGCCGAUAUCGUUCCAUACAUGGGAGAAGUGAUCAGCAACAAACGUCCCUACCCGCUUUCUCUUCCCAUGACACCGGGAAACACCGCCAUCGGGCGAGUCCACGAAGUCGGACCGGACUCCGUUGCUCUCACGCCAGGCCAGCUCGUCUUCUGUGAUAUUACCAUCCGAGCCCGUGAUAACCCCGCUGUCUCUAUUCUCUAUGGCAUCCAUGGGGGCGGAUAUCCAGCGGCGCAGAAACUCAUGGACGGGGUUUGGCGAAACGGGACAUACGCCGAAUACACACGGUUCCCCUUGGAGAAUCUGUACCCCCUUAAUGAGGACCUUCUUCUUGGGAAACUAGGUUAUACCAUCAACGAUCUCUGUCUUAUGCCUGUCUGCCUCGUUCCGUUUGGCGGCCUUUCGGAGGUCGACCUAAAACCCGGCGAGAUAGUGAUCGUGGCACCCGCAACGGGGCGAUAUGGUGGUGCCGCCGUUGGAAUUGCAUUGGCAAUGGGCGCGACCGUUAUCGCUGCCGGGCGUAAUAUGGCUGCGUUGGAAAAGCUUAGAGAAACCUAUGGCACCAGUCGGUUAAGGACGGUCCAGAUCACUGGCGAUGGUGCUGCUGAUACAGAGUUAUUCCGUGCAGCGGCUGGGAAACCGGAUGGCGCAGAUGUAUACCUCGACCUUUCGCCACCAGCGGCUCAGGGAUCGUCGCUGCUAGCAUCUGGCAUACGGGCAUUGCGUGUAUUUGGUCGAUGCGUCGUGAUGGGAGGGAAUUCAGGGAAUAUCGACUUUCCUUACCUUGAGGUCAUGUUUAAGAGCAUUCGGAUUCAAGGGCGGUUUAUGUACGAUCGCCGGCAUGUGUUACAGAUUAUUCAGAUGAUCGAGUCCGGAUUGUUUCCUCUUGGUAAGAAGUCUGGUGUCACUCAGACGGAGGAGUUUGGGCUUGAGGAGAUCCAAGGGGCACUGGAGGCAGCUGGGAAGCUGAGUGGUUGGGGUGGGCAUGUUGUACUGAAGCCAUAG
Penicillium cataractarum is the source of this 1113-nucleotide messenger RNA. RefSeq lists its product as uncharacterized. Gene Ontology annotation, cellular component: mitochondrion. The record is from RefSeq and is a predicted model, not a curated record. Gene Ontology annotation, molecular function: oxidoreductase activity. The coding region runs from base 1 to 1113 and encodes 370 amino acids. Lineage: Eukaryota; Fungi; Ascomycota; Eurotiomycetes; Eurotiales; Aspergillaceae. The transcript has a single exon.